AUGGAUUUUCACUAUUGCAAAGUUGUCUGGAUUGUACUAAUUAUAGCAAUAACUAAAGUGACUACCGACGAUGUUGGUGAAAUUUUGAAAACGAAGGACAGCGUAAGACCCGUGGAAUGUGUCCAGAUGAAAACUCCUGACUUAGUCCAACCAUUACUCUGCAUGAUCUUCCGUCCUCAGUGCCUGAACAGCCACGUGGUGUUUCCAUCACAAGAAAUGUGCCAGAGGAUAGAAGAGCCUUGCAGGAUCGUCUUCGACGAACUCAUCUGGCCCGAGUUUAUAAACUGCAGCAACAGGGAUCUCUUUCCUCAGCUGGACAACCAGCCGCACUUGCCAGUAGACUUUGACUCUUCAAGUUCCUGCUUAGCACCGCUAGUGCGGACCAACGACGCCCGCGUGACAGUAGAGGGACUAGAAGGCUGCGGGUUUCCUUGUAAGAACGCUCUCUUCAGCGAAUCUGAACAUAAAAAGACCCACCAGCUGAUCUUAUGGUCAGCCAUCAUCUGCUCUUGCUUCAACUUAGCAGCUAUCUUGACCUUCCUGAUCAACUGGACAGCUGGAAGCCAUUCUGACCGGGCUAUCUUCUACAUCAACUUCUGCUUCUUGGCUUCUUGCAUCGGGUGGCUGCUCCAAUUCACUGGCAUCAGGGAAGCCAUUGUCUGCCGCCCGGAUAACACUCCAAGAAUUGCUGAGCCUGCUGGAGACAGUUCAGCUUGCAUUGCGGUGUUUAUUUUAAUUUAUUUCUCUCUUCUAGCUGCUAUGAUCUGGUUCGGAAUCCUCGUGUUUAUCUGGUUCAUGAGGUUCGACGAGACUGCGCAGAAAAAGUAUGAUAUCAAGUCUCUCUUGUUCCAUCUUACUGCUUGGGGGAUUCCCGCUUUUUCUACGUUUAUGAUUGUUAAGUUCUUGAAGAUUAUUGAUGCAAAUAACUCUAAGUGGAGUGUGAAAACUCCAACAGAAGAGAAAAAGUCCAAUCGUAUGCCAAUUACAAGAAUAUUAUAUUUGUCGCUUCCCGUAUUACUGACAAUUAUUGUAGCAUUUAUUUGCCAUCUAUGGGAAGGAAUAAAAUCGCCGGAACACAUUGAGGACUUUAAAAAUUAUAUCAUAUGCUCAGUUUUAAACAGAAUGACAGAGUUGAUAAGAAGUAAUCUCAAAAUGGAGUCCAAGUGUAAAUUAAAAUCCAGCCCAGAUGUUAUCAAACUCCAUUUGCAAAUUUUGACACAUUUUUUCGCGGGUAUUUUUAUGUCGCUGUUUGUUUGUGAGAAGCGCUCGCUUAAUUUGUGGAUAAGUUUCUUCCGGCGAAUAUUUAGAAGAAAAUCAAAAAAAGAAGGAAGUCCUGACGACGGAACGGAAGGUCAGGAAAUGUUACCUCUGAGAAAUAGAUUUAAUAUAUAG
This is a messenger RNA of Cotesia congregata, 1392 nucleotides long. NCBI's taxonomy places the organism in Eukaryota, Metazoa, Arthropoda, Insecta, Hymenoptera, Braconidae. The record is from the annotation of a GenBank genome assembly.